Adineta steineri is the source of this 4965-nucleotide messenger RNA. NCBI's taxonomy places the organism in Eukaryota, Metazoa, Rotifera, Eurotatoria, Adinetida, Adinetidae. The record is from the annotation of a GenBank genome assembly.
AUGAAGGCAGAAUCUUCAACAGUUACUGUCUCUGAUAUUACACUCGUCAAAUUCAAUGAACUUUACUCAAAACAUAAGGAAACUCUUUCAUGUCCAUGUUCAAAAAUCAGUAUGCCUUAUAAAACUUUUGUUUCCAAUACAAUCAAACAUCAUCCUGUUUGUAAGAGUAUUUUCGUGAAUCAAUCAUGGAUUGAAGCAUUGUAUUUAUUAAAUGCAAGUCAAUAUGGAGUGUGGGAUUUUCGAACAACAGCUAGUUUUCAGUUUGCACUUUUGUCUGAUUUUUGUUCAAUCACUCAAGAUGCAAUUUUUCAAAUUGAAAAUGAUGUUGGAAACAAUGAUUUUAUUACAACUUAUCUUCUUACUGACACACAAAUUCACUUCGAAGUGAAUAGUACAACGGAAUCUUUCAAAAACAGUGCAUCUGCUCGAAUAAUUAUGUUCUUGAACUAUUUAAGAACAACUGUACGAGAAAAUUAUUUAGUGUCAGCUCUUAAUACAAAUUUAAUAACUGGAAUAUCCUCCAAUUCUAAUAAUAUGAUUCAUGUAGCUGCAUUCCCAGUAUACUAUAAGUCUGCAAGUGGAAACAGUGUGUCCUGCAAUCAAGGUAAUCCAACUAGUGCAGCUACUCUCAAUCCACUGUUAAAUGGUUCGCUGACUGUCAACCGUAUACCGAGAUUUGAAUCUAUGCCAAAUUCUACAAUUGUCAGUGGAUUCUUUGCAGCAUGUACUCCUCUUGAAGCUCUUCUUCAAAGUACACUUGAUUGUUUAUAUGAAAACGAGUGUCUACAAUUAUUAUCCAAUUAUUUUCCAGCUCUUAAUCAUAUGGGCGUUAAUUGGACCGAUUUUCUUCUGACUUCGAAACAACAAAAUCUUUCUGUGAGCGAUUAUUUCAAUAAUCUUUUUAUUGAAGAAUGGUUGACAAAUAUAAACUAUUCAAAAUAUUUUAAUGAAUGUCAUCCUUCAGCAUGUACAUACACGGCAACAGAUCGAGCUGCUUUCACUUAUGCAAUUACUCUUUUCAUUAGCCUCUAUGGUGGUCUCGUGAUAAUACUUCGUUUAAGUGCAUCACUUUUGGUAAAUGUCUCAUUAAAAUUCAAAUAUCGUCCAAGAAACAUACGUAUGCAUUUCGGUUCAAUUAUUGUGCUUCUUCUCUUCACUUCAUUGAAUACUCAAACAGCUACGGUGACUAUUCCAAAUCCGUCAUUAGAUAUGUAUAAAAAUUUACAAACGCUACACUCAACUACACCCAAUUGUCCUUGUUCGACUAAGACUAUCUCGUAUCGUUCAUUUGUUUCAUUAUCUCCAGUAUUGCAUCAAGUGUGUUCAAGUGGUUUUGUUACUGAUGAUUGGGUUGCAUUAUUAAAAAGAAGCACCACUAAAGAACAACCUAAUGAUUGGCGUAAUCGAGCUGGAGCACAAUUCCAAUUGUUGUCUGACUUUUGUCGACUGGCUAAUAAAACGAUUGAUGAUAGUAUUGAUCGCUUUCUAAAGAAGUUCUUUAUCGCUUCAACUGUAUUUAAUGAAAUCGAUUUCAAUACACAAUUAAAUUCUUCAGAACGACGUUGUACGUCUUUUGUUGCAAGUCGAUCAGCCUUAUAUGGGAUCGCUACUGAUGGCAAACUUAAACUGGUAUUAUUUACUUUACCUAGUAUUCCAGAAAGUAAUUCGACAGUGCUCACCUGUAUUUGUGCAACUAAUCCUCAUUGUCGAGCUUUAAACAUCAUUUAUACUCAAACAUCCAUUCAUGGUAUCUAUGUCUCUUAUGUAAUGCCAUCUUCUAUUAGAGGUUGCCUAAAUAGUGAUUCUCUACUGCUCUCAACCUUACAAUGUUUGUAUGCAGAUUCAGAUUGUUUCCUAAUUCUACUUAGUCACUUUAAAAAGUUCUAUAGUUCCAGUGAGUUGAAAUUAUCGUUACAUGAUAUUAGUCCUUUAAUCAAUGAUCCAACACGGAGUCGUUUUCCUCCAAAUACUUUAGUUUCAACUAUAUUUAAAGAAAUGAUGGUGGAACAAUGGAGUGAAUCUUCGUCAUACAAGAACUUUUACGAAUCAUGUGCACCGAUUCAUUGUACAUAUUCUGAAAAAAUUCGUACGAAGACUAUUGAGGGAAUAAUGUUAGCAUUGAUGUCUGUGAUUGGUGGACUUGUUGUCUCACUACGUCUUAUCACACCGUAUCUUGUCCGAUUUUUCUAUCACUUAUGGGAAAAGAUCAACAAAAGACAACAAAACCAACAGCAAGACGAACAAGUUCAUGGAAACUGUUGCGAUCGAUUCAAAGUAACCAUGAGGAAUGUGAUCAAACUUUUAUAUACCACUCUCAUCAAUCUAAACAUAUUUUCGUUGAGUGAUAUUGGUAGUAAUGUUGAUCCGAUAAAAGCUAAACGUCUUGGUCGAUGGGCAACUCGUCUGUACAUUGCUUUAUUCAUCGGUGGUCUUAGUAUUCUUACUGUAUAUAACGUAAUUCAACCACAAAUGAUGACGAAAACUUUUGAUAAACCGUCUUUCAAUGUUUACAAUGAUCUGAAAAAGCUUUAUGGUGAUGAAUUAAAAUGUCCAUGUUCAGUAAUUGCAUCAGUAUAUAGUCGAUUUAUAGAAAUUGACCCAAUAUUCCAUCACAUCUGCUCGAGUCCAUUCGCAUCUGAACAGUGGCGAAUUAAUCUUACAGCUGGUCUUGCUGCUAAUUUGUCUAUUUAUACACGAAGAGACUAUCGUCGUUUUCUUUCUGCUCAUUUACAAUUUCUUCAAGGAUUAUGUCAGCUUUCCAUGAAUGCAGCAGACAAUUCGGUCAAUCAAUUUCUUACCUCAUUACUUGUCACUUCUGAACUUCUUUCAGAAAUAAAUUUUCAUCAAAAGCUUGAAUCAUUGAUCGAGCAGAGUAAAUCAAAUGCUCCUACAACAUUUCGUCAUCUUCUCUUCUUAAUUCAAACUAUCAAUCAUGGAAAUGCUUUCAUGUCAACUUAUGGAACAACUUUCGAAUAUAUUGUACCUAAAAAUGCAUCUACUGAAUCUUAUUUAUCGACUACAGCUCUAAUCUAUGAUGAUGAAUGUUCUUGUGGGUUAUAUUCAAAUUGUACAACACAAGCAAAUUUUAUCACAUUCAAUUCUUCUAGAAUAAUUCCAAUUCCAAUUAAAGGUUUAAAAAUAGGAUGUACACCAAGUGAAUCACUUCGUGCUUCGACUCUUGAAUGUUUCUAUGAUAGUUCAUGUAUUAAUCUCAUUCAUGAAUAUACUAAUUACAACAAUUCUCAUGAUCCUCUUUCUACAAUGAAGAGUCGUGUCUCGAUUAACACUACAAUAGCUGAACUUAUUGAUAAUCUAUUCAUUGAACAAUGGUCAACAAAGAUGAAUUAUACAUCUUAUUUUCAGCAAUGCUUACCAUCAUAUUGUUACUAUAUCAGCACUCAAAAAUUCAACUUCCUCGAUAUAAUCACUCUUUUACUUAGUCUUCAAGGUGGUCUCGCAAUCGUUCUUAAAUGGAUUUGCCCUAAAAUAGUUCGAAUUGCAUCUAAAAUAAAAGAUUAUCGAAAAAAGCGAGUGAAUACUGUUAACCCUGGCCGUGCUCUUGAAGAAACAUCUGAUGAUAUUUCUAACACACCCGUUGAUAAUGUUACUACUAAUUUAGAGACAAGUUCAACGCCUGAAACGUCUCCGACAAUUACUGGUAGAUCAGUUCGACGUACUUCCAAGAUCUUCUUUGGAUGUAUACUAUUGACUAGUGUAAUUGCAGCUUUGAUUAUUUCUUCAUUUUAUAUCGUGCGACAAGCUUCUUCGAUCAACAUGACAAAUGAUACUAAUUUGAACCCAACAACAAACACAACAAUGUCAACAUUUUCAAGUACAGCAACACCAAUUUGCCAAUUAGAAUUUCGAUCGAUAUCGAUGAACACAUCAAAUGUUUAUCUUGAUGCACAUGCAUUUGUUUUUGCUGAUUUUAAUAAUGAUAAUCGACUCGAUCUUGUGUUUUAUUCUGAAUUUUACACGACUCUGAAUCUACUGUUUGGGGAUGGUUAUGGAAAUUUUGGAGCAAAGAAUAUUAUUCCAAUGAAAAGUUUUAUUUCCUUAUCUCAUAUUGACGUUGGUGACUUCAAUAACGAUAAUCACUCGGAUCUCGUUUUAGUCAAUCACACCCAUAUUGGUAUACUCUUUGGAAAUGGCAACGGAGCUUUUGGAGCAGUUAUUAGAUUUGAACUGGGAGAGAAAUGCACGCCAGUUGACAUCACUGUGGCUGACUUCAAUCAUGACAAUUACUCAGAUAUCGCUGUCGUCAGUUUGUCCAAUAAUAAUAUUUGUGUGUUUCUAAAAAGUAACGACAAUUUUUCAUCGCCAUUUAUAUUCUCUACUGGACAUAAUAGUCAGCCUCGAGCAUUAAAUGUCGGUGACUUUAACAAUGAUGGUCACUUAGAUAUUGCUGUAACCAAUAAUAAUGCUGUGAAUGUUGGUGUAUUUAUUGGGUGCGGUAACGGAACUUUUGAAGUACAGAAACAAUCUUUUAAUUUCUUUGGUUCCGAUCCGAAUAAUCUAGCAGUCGGUGAUUUUGAUGGUGACACUCAUCCAGAUAUUGUUAUCUCCAAUCGUGAGGACAACAUAGUUUGUAUCUUAUCUGGAUAUAGUAAUGGGAGUUUUGGUAUCAGACAGAAGUUUUUUAUAAAAUCUGCAUUGAAAACACCUUCAGUUGCUGUAGGUGACUUUAACUGUGAUGGCCAUUUAGAUAUCGCUGUUGGAACGACUGGUCGAUGUGUCAUAGAUGCUUUAGUAGGAUAUGGAGAUGGUCAUUUUGAAACGCAAACAAUAUGUUCGAAUCACCAGACUGAUAAUGACAUUAGAAUCACUGUUCAUGAUUUUAAUGCUGAUACUUUUCAAGAUAUAGCUGUUAUAUAUCUUCGUACUGAUACGAUAGAUAUUCUUUUAAACGUAUGUGAAUGUUGCAUGUCUAAAAUUCUCAAGAAAAGCAACUCUAGUCUCCAAUAA